AGAUGACGAUUUGCGCACGAACGAAGGGGGCCAGUGAGUGAGUGUGUGCUUUCUGCGUGCGAGUGUGUUUGUUGAACUGAGCGGAGGUGAAGAAGAGGAGGAUGAAGCUGGGAGCGGAGGAUGGGAGGAAGAGUGGAGUAAGAGACAGGCUAGCUGUGUGUGAAUGAGUGAGUGAGAGAGGAAGAGGAGAGGAAGGUCGUCCGAGGGACCGAAAACAAAGACAGCAUUUUUGGGGGAUAACCUCCGGAACAUUACUAACGGAAACUUUCAACUUUUUGCCCGCCACAGCUCGGCUUGUUGUGCACGGAGCCGGCUUUGUUUCACGGCGGGGGUGUCUACGAUAAAUGAAGGAAUAAAAUAGAUCCACAUCGACCUUUUUCUACCCAAGCGGGGAAUACCCUGGGACUGCUUUUGAUAAAGGUUACGAGAGAAUGGCGGCCAACAUGUACCGAGUGGGAGAUUAUGUGUACUUUGAGAACUCCUCCAGCAACCCUUACCUGAUCCGAAGAAUAGAAGAACUCAACAAGACAGCCAAUGGGAAUGUGGAGGCGAAGGUGGUGUGUCUGUUCAGGAGGCGAGACAUCUCAGGCAACCUCAACACCCUGGCUGACAGCAAUGCGAGAGAAUUUGAGGAGGAGUCGAAGCAGCCGACACUGUCUGAACAGCAGAAACACCAGCUCAAACACAGAGAACUCUUCCUGUCUCGACAGUUUGAAUCUCUACCUGCUACUCAUAUACGGGGGAAAUGUAACGUCACCCUCCUCAAUGAAACAGACGUCCUGGCCAGCUACCUGGAUAAAGAGGACUGUUUCUUCUACUCUUUGGUGUUCGACCCUGUCCAGAAGACCCUGCUGGCGGACCAGGGCGAGAUCCGGGUGGGCUCUAAGUACCAGGCAGAGAUCCCUGACAAGCUAUCUGAGGGUGAGUCAGAUAACCGGAUCCAGGAGAAGCUAGAGACCAAGGUGUGGGACCCCAACAACCACCUCAAAGACCCUCAGAUUGACCAGUUCCUGGUGGUGGCACGUGCGGUGGGGACAUUUGCUCGGGCCCUGGACUGCAGCAGCUCUAUCCGCCAGCCCAGCCUCCAUAUGAGUGCAGCUGCAGCCUCUAGAGACAUCACAUUGUUCCAUGCUAUGGACACAUUGCAGAAGAACAACUAUGACCUGGCCAAAGCCAUGUCCACCCUGGUUCCUCAGGGGGGUCCGGUGCUCUGCCGCGAUGAGAUGGAGGAGUGGAGCGCCUCAGAGGCCAUGCUGUUUGAGGAGGCUCUGGAGAAAUAUGGCAAAGACUUCAAUGACAUCCGCCAGGACUUUCUGCCCUGGAAGUCUCUAGCCAGUGUGGUCCAGUUCUACUACAUGUGGAAGACUACCGACCGCUACAUCCAACAGAAACGACUAAAGGCAGCAGAGGCAGACAGCAAGCUGAAGCAGGUGUACAUCCCCACCUACACCAAACCCAACCCUAACCAGAUCAUGGUGCCAGGCAGCAAGCCUGGUAUGAACGGGGCAGCAGGCUUUCAGAAAGGACUCAGCUGUGAGAGCUGCCACACGGCCCAGUCUCCUCAGUGGUAUGCCUGGGGGCCUCCCAACAUGCAGUGCAGACUGUGCGCCUCCUGCUGGAUCUAUUGGAAGAAAUAUGGAGGCCUGAAGACCCCCACACAGCUAGAGGGCGCUGCAAGAGCUGGCUCUGAGUCAGGCCCCCGCGGUCACAUGACACGUCAGGAGGUCCAGGGCAUGUCGCCGUUCACCCGCAAUGAGGGUCGAGCCAAGCUGCUGGCCAAGAACCGGCAGACAUUCAUCCUGCAGACCACCAAGCUGACCCGCAUUGCCCGGCGGGUGUGUGAGGACAUCCUGCAGCCUCGCCGCGCGGCACGGCGGCCCUACGCCUCCAUCAAUGCCAACGCCGUCAAGGCUGAGUGUAUGAUCAGGCUGCCCAAAGCCACAAAAACUCCCCUGAAGAGCAAGUUGGUGCCUCGACAGUCACUGGCCACCAUAGUGAAGGAUUUAGCCAUCUCAGCUCCUCUGAAACUGAAGGCAUCUAGAGGACCCCCAACACCGAUCAACAGGAAUCAGGCCAGCCAGCCCCGUGUGGGCCAAAGCCUGCUGGGAAAGAGAGGCUUCGACAGCGCUACAGGGGUGCCCUACCCAGCCAAUGGGAGGCCGUAUACUUCAGGUAUGAGGACCACCUCUCAGUCGGUCAUCAAGCGGCAGAAGGUCAGCCAGGGGGAGGCACCCAACCCUGUGGUGUUUGUGGCUACAAAGGACACCAGGGCUCUGAGGAAACAUCUGACCCAGUCAGAGAUGCGUCGGGCAGCGAGGAAACCUCACCUCCUGGUCCGGAUCAAGCUCCCGCCGCCCCCCCGCUCCCUGGCCAUGCCCCUGCUCCCCUCCAGCACCAGCGAACCCAUCGUCCUGGAGGACUGAAGGGGAGGGACAGGGGGGUCUUUUAACAGGACAUGGGGGUCGGGUGGGAGUUUGGGAGGGUCUGUGCUCAGGCCAUCACUUAACAGGCAGCACAGUAUGCCAUACCAGUAGUCUUUUAUUUUCCCUCUUUGCAGCGUCAUUUUUCUUUAGUCCUCUGUUACUUCCCAAAGGUUGUGCCCAAAACACACAGACACACACACACACACACACACACACACACACACACACAAGCACUUAGAAGACUGUACAUUUCCAUCAUAUUAAACACACACAUCAACACACUGACACUCACACAACACCUUGGGCUUUGUAGUAUUUUAUUCCAGAUCCUGAAUUAUUUUGCUCCCCUUUUCAAUGCCGCCUGUGUUUAAAUGUGUAAUUUAAAAUCAAGAUAUCUCUCAUCCUGAAACAAUGAUGAUAAAGCACACUGUUUUUCCCCUCCAUGUCUCUAUUUUUGUGUAAAUAUAUUCAUCAUUUAAGGGGUGACACCCACAGUAUGUGAGGAGAAUUGGGGGUGAAGAGGUGGAAAUGGGAGACUGUGUGGGACAGCUAGCAGGCUUAAGGUCUAAUUUGAUUUGAUUUUGAAGAUUUCACUCGUACACUGAUCUGCUCCAUUCCAGCAGGGGAAAUCUGACUGGCUGUUAAUUGUAGCUCACGGACUGUGCACAUGUUCGUUGGUCAAGUUGAGGAGACAUGUUGACAGAGCAGCCCUCAGUCAGUGUGAACACAGUGUUGGAUUAAUCUCCUGCCUUUUUACUCUUAACUUUUCGUCAUAUUUUUCCAUCAUCAGUCAGGAGCCGAACACAAGCCUGUUACAGGGGUUAAUGAAUCCCGGCAGGUCAAGUCCUUCCCUAGAGGUUCAUCCCAUCUGCACCUCUUAACAUCCUCCAUCUUAUGAAAAGCCCUCAGUGUCAAAAAUAUUGAGUGAGCACAAAACAACUUAAGCAGUGUGAAAGUCAAGGUUUGAGAGAGUGCAGAGACAGAUGUGCAAGUACAGAACAAAACUGUAGACAGUCAGGGUGGAAUGUAGAGUGUAAUUAAUGUUUUGCGUUAGCGAGGGAUUGUAACUAUAUUUAAACAAGCAGUAGGGCUUUGUUUGCCCACUGGUGUCAAAGCUGAUUGCUUAGUUUUGACAGAUUGUAUCACUCAUACAAAAUCAAAAGUGCCACCCUGUUAGACAACGCCUUCGAAGUAAUAAUUUCAGUUUCGGGGCUGUAACUAACCAUUAUUGUCAUUAGAAAUGAAUCUGCCAAUUAUCUUCUCAAUUAAUUGAUUAAAAAAUGCCUAUCGCAAUUCUCCAAAGCCCAAGGGGACGUCUUCAAAUUGCUUGUUUUGACCGACCAAUAGUCCAAAACCCAGAUAUUGAGUUUACUAUGACUUGAAUGAUUUAAACGAGUAAUCAGUCAUUAAAAUUGUUGAAGUCAGUUGAAGUAAAUAUGGUCAUAGAAGCCACACAUCAUGUUAACCUUAAAUUAUUGAUAACUGCUCUCUCACUUACAGAAUCUACCCAUUUCCACCUGAGUGUGCACAAAUUCAGGAUUUUAGUGUCUUCACUGAACCCUGUCUGUCUACUACUUACUAAUCCUGGUAACCUUAAGUUGUUGAUAACUGUUCUGUCACAUUCACAUCUACCCAAACAGGUGGAAAUAUGCACAGAGAGUGCGUAAAAUCUGGAUUUUAGUGUUUUUACUGAACCCUCAUUUUGCUGUUUGUUUUUUUUCCCCCCCUAUUGUUUGUACGGCCUGAACUGAGUCCUGAUUUAGGAUUUACUAAUCCUGACAUAACGGCUUAAAUUUGUUUUAUGCUCACUUGAUAGUUUGGUUAUUAAUGACCCUCCAUGCCGUCUCCACCUUCACCAGGCAUCGCAGUAGUAAUGUUUUAAGAAACUGAUGAGGGUUGCUAUUGCAGUCAAGCCACAUUUGUCUUUCGUCUCUUGUCAGUUGAUAGCAACGCUUUUAUAGCCACUUUUAGCCGGUUUGAAGAGAGACGUUCCCUGGGUCCUGUUCUCUUAACCUCACCCCAAGACAUUUGAACAGGCAGUCUGGACUCAAGGGGACAGGAUCAUUGCUCAAAGGAGUCUGUAGGUUUACAGUGUAGGAGGGAUCAUAUGUAGUGUUUGAGGAAAUUCAAAUGAUUGUGCUUACCAUGGAUUUGCACAAGUUACUGUUUGACUCGCCAUGAUGAGAGAACACAUUUGGCUUUGAGGUACUAUGUUUGAGUCUGCAAAAUUCCAAAAUGAAGCCAUAAUGUGCACCAAAAAAAUAAAUAAAAGUUGACGUCCAUUGUGAGUGGACACUUUUAACUCUGAAGUACUGUUAGACUAAAGCCACAGCAUUUCUGACAAUGUACUGUUUGGUUGCUUUGAAUGAAACUGACACAAUUAUGUUACUGGUCAGGUGAUAAGUCUGUUAAUAAAGCAGCAACAUAUGUAAAUGCACGGAAGACAAUUAAGGCUAAAAAAAUAAGUUCUGAAAUUAAUGUUAAAAAUUGCAAAAAGAGUGAGAUUAAAGUUGUAGUUUUCCUCCAAAUAUUGAUUAAUGCAGAACUUUUUUCAUAUGGCCUUAAUCCUCGUCUGUAAAUGUCUGAUGAUGCAGCAGAUGUGAUGUUUUUGAUUGUGAUUGGGUAUGACAACAAUGUGAAAGAAAUCUUCAGCUGUCUCAACUUUUGCUUUGUUUAUUUUAGUCCCCCCCUGUUUGUACCAUUACGAAAGGGUGAGUACUAAAAGUAAGUUGUUAAUUGGAUAAUUAUAAUUCCUCUGUGUCCCUCAGCCUGUGAACCCCCAUAGCAGCGAGGGGCUACACUGGUUUUAUAAGCAAUUUUGGUCCCAAUGUGGGCUUUGUAAUAUUUCUCAAAAAAAGAAAUUGAAGUGUUUAGUUUGUAGCAAAUACUAAUCUGUGUAAAGAAAAGUUGAAAACUGGCAUAUUUUAAACUUUUUUUUACAUCUAAAGUGUGUAAUUCUGCUCCAGUAUGGUGGAGAUGGCUCUAAUAGGCUACUGUACAUGUGAAACAUUGCUCUCCUUCAUAGGGUGGGUGGGGUGGUCAUUUGAACCAGGGGCGACAUUCAAAAGGGAGAGGUUGCUGAUUUUUGUAUGAUGGAGAGACAGACAUGCUACAAUUGAAACUUUUUCUCAAGUGUUUUUUAUUCCAAUGUCUCUGUAUCCUUUAAUGUAUCUUGAUAAGAAAAGAAAUAAAGAAUUUUUUUUUCUUUGUGGUCA
Molecule: messenger RNA, 5638 nt
Organism: Siniperca chuatsi (mandarin fish)
Lineage: Eukaryota; Metazoa; Chordata; Actinopteri; Centrarchiformes; Sinipercidae
Gene: mta2
Product: metastasis associated 1 family, member 2
Exons: 18
Coding region: 432-2423 (663 amino acids)
Biological process (GO): negative regulation of transcription by RNA polymerase II
Cellular component (GO): NuRD complex; nucleoplasm
Molecular function (GO): sequence-specific DNA binding; histone deacetylase binding; transcription coactivator activity
Source: RefSeq, a predicted model, not a curated record